CGUUCUAUUUCCGAACGCGGGCGGGCGGCGCCGCGCUCCCAUUGGCUGCGCCCGCGCCGGCUGUGGCGGGGGCGUUCGGGGCGCCGCGGCGCGCGCCGCCGGCUCCACGCUCUGCCCAGGAAUCCCGGGAGCGGCACCGGCCUGGCCCAGACCUGCUUCUCCCCAGGGCUCCCGCGCUCCCCUGCUCCGCGGAGCACCAUGGCCGAGUUCGGGCGCAAGCGGGGCCAGCGGCAGGACGACCGCGGGCUGGGCAGCGCCCUCGACUUUCUGCUGGCCAACGCCAGGCUGGUGCUGGGCGUGGGCGGCGCGGCCGUGCUCGCCAUCGCCACGCUGGCCGUCAAGCGGCUGAUAGACCGAGCCACCAGCCCGCGCGAUGAAGGCGAUCCUAAAGCGGAGCAGAAGACCUUGGAGGAGAGCUGGCAGGACUUGGCCUUGAUCAAGGCGACGCAAACCCCCCACAAGAAGCAGAGGAGGGAGGACCUCAGUGAGCCCCUGCUCUCGCCCGCUCGGCCGCCGGUGCCAGAGCCCAGGGACCGUUCUGCCCCUCUGGAGAUUCUUCAGGUUGAAUCCGGCCCUCAGCGCUGCCUCACGCUGCAGGAGAAACUCCUCUUGCACUACAGCAGCCACCUCGCCAUCCCCCCGGAGCAAGCGGCCCUCGCGCAGCAGCUGGCCAGCGGCAUCUGCGCCGAACUGCAGAACUUCCUGCAGAGCAAGUGCCCGGAGCUGCCCUUCGGCCGCCUCUUCCUCAGCGGCCCCCUGCUCGACGGCCUUGGGGCUCUCGCCGCCGACUGUGUCGACUUCAUGCUGCCGGUGGUCCUUGACCCUGGGCUCUGGAGCCUCAUCCCGGGAGAGGAGACUGUCGUGAGAAACCCCCAGUACUGGAUGAUCAAGAGGACUGAUCUGGAGUACUUCCCUCGUGGGCGCAGCCCCUGGGACAGGUUCAUUGUGGGCAGGUACCUCUCCUCCAACGCGCUCAACGAGAUGCUCCACAAGAUGCUGGUGGCCUCUGUCAACUGGCCUGCCAUAGGCAGCUUGCUGGGGAGCGUCAUCCGACCAGUUGUAGCCUCCGAGGAGCUGAAGCUGGAAGUUAAACACGACCAGGUCGAGCUGAGUGUGACCCUCUUCCCAGUGGUGGAAAUGGAGGACAAGAUUCUUCUGGCUGCCCCUCCUGAAGGACUGGUGGAAAACCUCUGGCUUGAGAGCUUUUACAAGGCGGAGGUCUCAAAGGUGAAAGAGCUGGAUGCUGGUGACUGCGGGGCGAGGCAGUACUGCAUCCGCAUCCUGAACGGUGUCUGCAAAAGCCAUCCCUCGCUGCGCAAACUGAGUGGCAGCCCCUUGACGCACGUUGUCCUCCACCUCAGUGCUACCAGCUCGGACUGGGCAGAGGGAAGCCUCGCUGCCAGGUUCCAGCAGGUACUUGAAGAGCUAGUAGGCUUUCUGGAGAAAGGGGCCCUUCCUUCCUAUUUCAAUCACAAAAUCAACCUCUUCGGCGAGCUGUCGGAAGAGGAAAUCGAUGAGAUGGGCUUCAUGCUCUACAGGGCUGUAUCUGAGCCAGAAUUCCUGCUGAAGGAGAAAUGACUGGUACGUUGGGAGCUCCUGAAUGUAGGCUGCCACUCAUCUGUCUGCUGCUCCCUGCUGUGAGGGUUGUGAUAUUUCUAGUUGACUAGGCAGUAAGAGGCAAAGUUCUUGCACUUUAUGAGGAAAAGUAUUCCCUGUCUGAAUAAAAUGUGCCUGAAAAGAGGUGGGUGAUGGCAUAAGGAGACUUUCACUGUGAGGUUCUGCCUUACUCGGGUCAAGUACAGCCCAUGCCUGUAGCACCUAAAGGUGAGUCCCGUCUGCUGGGUGUUGGGAGCCGAUGUGAAGCACGUUUGGUCUCUGUCUGGUUCCUGGUGAACCACUGUCCGCACCAGACUGCCAUCGUGGCCGUAAGGCUUCCCCAGCACGCUGAAAUCAAGGCCCAGGUAGGCCUUGGCGCUGCAGUUCCCCUGGUUCCUGGGCAGGUGGUCCAGACCCAGGUGCCUGAUGGCAAGCUGGAGGGGAGCAAUGCCUUGCUGCUGCUGUGUCCUGCAGACCUCUCGGCUUGCUGGACCUCAGUGUCCUGGUGCUGAGCGAGUCCUUUCACCAGCACUGAAUUUAGUCGUACUGUGCCAUGCUCUCAGCUUGCCUUUGGGGGAAGGGUGGGAGCCCUGUCUCCAGAUCUGCAGGCUGGGAUGCUGCCAAUCCGAAGGUAUAGCAAAUUGGAUUGUGGUUUUCAUUCUUUGGAAACCCUUCCAGCUGCCCAAAGGGGCGAGCUCACCGCUAGCUGUUUGUUCUGCCAAUACCAACUCUGUCCAAACGAAGAGGCUCUCUCUUUGGCUGUAGUGCCAUGGCUUCAAGUCCCUUUUCCCAAAAUACUGUUUUGCUGCAAGCACUGCAACAUGGCCUUACAGGAGGUUGGCAGGAAAAGAGCUGCUGACUGCAAGGCGACUCCGUAUCAGUCCCUUGAUGGAGGCUGCAGCAUGGCUGUGAGCCACCUCCUGGGCAGAUGGGUCAGUGCUGUCAUUCCCAGGGUCUCUGUGCGGGUCCUCACUGCUCUACAACAAACACCCCUUCCAGUUUGUCCGGUGGCCUUUCUUAUGCAUGUAUUGCUGCUGUCUAGAGAUCCUGUUCCCCUGAAGCCUCAUACUAUGGGGCAGGAGGGUAGGAUACGAAUGAUUCUGUGAGCAGAAGGCUUGCAAGAACUGAGCUGGUUUCUGCUUCUUUUUAUUAAGAAGGUAUGUUUUGUUUUUUGUUUUUUGAGUGGCUGCUAACGGACUUUGGUUCUGGCUCUAAUCUGAGUGCUGAGUACAUUCUUAUGUUUAAUGGAAGAGCUAUGCUGGUUUUGCACUCUGGUAGAGAUGGAGAAAUCCUGUGGACUUCAAUGUGAACACCUACUGUGGUUUAGUUUCCUUUACAGCUAUCUUGUUUGUAGGAGGAAAAACCUCCAGUCUGAAGAGUUACUUAGUUUUGUUCCUCCAAAUCAGUUCCCAAGUGUUAGUGAUGAGAAUAAACCUUCGCUGUGUAUAAUGGUU
This is a messenger RNA of Dromaius novaehollandiae (emu), 3050 nucleotides long. It is a transcript of the gene MIEF2, whose product is annotated as mitochondrial elongation factor 2. Bases 199 to 1578 code for a protein of 459 amino acids. The transcript has 4 exons. The record is from RefSeq and is a predicted model, not a curated record. Lineage: Eukaryota; Metazoa; Chordata; Aves; Casuariiformes; Dromaiidae. Gene Ontology annotation, biological process: mitochondrion organization; positive regulation of mitochondrial fission. Gene Ontology annotation, cellular component: mitochondrial outer membrane.